CGAUCGACGCCCAUCGCGAGAGCAAACCAAAAAAAGGAGGUUUCACGCGAUCAUCACGGCCGUCGUGCCAUGGCAGUGCGCGUUCGCCCGUUGAAACUGCCAACCUGGAGGAGUUUUCUGUCCAGGCCGACGACCAGCGCAAUCGACCGGGUCGGAGCACGAUGGACGCCUUCCCUGUGGCCCCAGGUUCGAGGCUUCGGUGCGGUGGGUCAAGGGGUGCAGGUCCACCGAAGGCCUGUCCGCUCCGUGAACUUUGCGCCCGACGGGCAGCGGCUCUGCACGGCCUCGGAGGACGGCACCGCCAAGGUCUUCGACCUGUCCACGGGGAAGUUGCUCAAGGAGGUGGACCACCACAAUACGAUUUGGUGGGCCGACUUCAGCCAGGAUGGGCAGAUGCUGGUCACCUGCUCCGACGACCGCUCGGUCAGGGUCUAUGACUGCUCGCGCUGGGAAUUGCUGGACGCGGGGACGCGCGUUCGUACGACGGGCGUUUACGCGGGCGUUGUUUGCGCCGUGUUCGAAGGGUUGGAGCGGAACUGGGGUGAGACGAAACCACUAAAGACCACUUUGGGAUUUGGAUUCUGUGC
Molecule: messenger RNA, 587 nt
Organism: Durusdinium trenchii
Lineage: Eukaryota; Dinophyceae; Suessiales; Symbiodiniaceae
Source: the annotation of a GenBank genome assembly